This is a messenger RNA of Chrysemys picta bellii (western painted turtle), 5865 nucleotides long. RefSeq names its product AT-rich interaction domain 4B (gene ARID4B). Gene Ontology annotation, cellular component: nucleus. Gene Ontology annotation, molecular function: transcription cis-regulatory region binding. The record is from RefSeq and is a predicted model, not a curated record. Gene Ontology annotation, biological process: regulation of transcription by RNA polymerase II. NCBI's taxonomy places the organism in Eukaryota, Metazoa, Chordata, Testudines, Emydidae.
GAGGUGGGGGGAGGGGAGUGAGAGGCUCCGAACGGAGCAGCCACCGCCAGCGCCGGGUCCGGGCAGGGGGGAUCGGCCCCAUCAUACGCAGCGCGGAGCUGCAGCCGUCGCCAGAGCCCUUGCUGGGGGAUUGAUCCGGGGCCAGCACCAACCCAACGGGUCCGGAGCCGGGAGGAGGCUUCGUCCACCAUCUCCUCCCGGGUCAGGGAGAGCCGCGGGCGGGCGGGCGCCGCGGAACAAAGGUCCAGCCUCGGCCGCUCAGCCCCGAUCGGGGGCUUUUUUCCGCAGCCUGAGCUCAUCAUGAAGGCCAUUGAUGAGCCUCCAUAUUUGACAGUGGGCACUGAUGUGAGUGCUAAAUAUAGAGGAGCCUUCUGUGAGGCCAAGAUCAAGACAGCAAAAAGACUCGUCAAAGUCAAGGUAACAUUUAGACAUGAUUCUUCAACAGUGGAAGUGCAGGAUGACCACAUAAAGGGCUCGUUAAAGGUAGGAUCUGUUGUAGAAGUAAAGAAUCCAGAUGGAACUUACCAGGAAGCUGUCAUCAACAAAUUAACAGAUGCAAGUUGGUAUACUGUAGUAUUUGAUGAUGGGGAUGAGAAGACUCUUAGACGCUCUUCUCUUUGCCUGAAAGGAGAAAGACAUUUUGCUGAAAGUGAGACAUUAGAUCAGCUCCCACUCACGAACCCUGAACAUUUUGGUACUCCUGUCAUAGGAAAGAAGACAAACAGAGGAAGGAGAUCUAAUCAUAUCCCAGAAGAAGAAUCCUCUUCCUCAUCCAGUGAUGAAGAUGAAGAUGAUAGGAAACAAACUGAUGAACUAUUAGGAAAAGUCGUGUGUGUAGACUAUGUUAAUGUGGAUAAAAAGAAAGUUCUGUGGUUUCCAGCCUUGGUGGUUUGUCCAGAUUGUAGUGAUGAUAUUGCAGUGAAAAAGGACAAUGUUCUAGUUCGUUCUUUCAAGGAUGGUAAAUUUGCUUCUGUACCAAGAAAAGAUGUUCGAGAAAUUAGUGAAACUUCACCAAAGCCUGAUGCUUUGUUAAAACAAGCCUUUGACCAAGCCCUUGAAUUCCGUAAAAGCAGAACUGUUCCCAGUACCUGGAAGACUGAGUUGAAAGAGGAGAGCUCCAGCAGUGAAGCUGAAGAAGAGGAAGAAGAUGAAAAAGAAAAGGAAGAUAACAGCAGUGAAGAAGAGGAAGAAAUAGAGCCUUUUCCAGAGGAAAGGGAGAAUUUUCUACAACAGUUAUACAAAUUUAUGGAAGACAGAGGGACUCCUAUUAAUAAACGACCUGUACUUGGAUACAGAAAUUUGAAUCUCUUUAAAUUAUUCAGACUUGUACACAAGCUUGGAGGAUUUGAUAAUAUUGAAAGUGGAGCAGUAUGGAAGCAGGUGUAUCAAGAUCUUGGAAUACCUGUGUUGAACUCAGCUGCAGGAUAUAAUGUUAAAUGUGCUUACAAAAAAUAUCUAUAUGGUUUUGAAGAAUACUGCACAUCGGCUAAUAUUGAAUUUCAAAUGGCAUUGCCAGAGAAAAUGACGAAUAAGCCCUGCAAAGAGUGUGAAAAAGAAAAAGAAUUGAAAAUGCGUGAAGAACCUGAACAGGAUGUAAAAGAAAUAAAAGUUGUUAAAGAAGAGCAUAAGGAGGAGGAAGAAGUGAUCAUACAACAGGAAGAAACAAAACCAGCUGAGAAUGAUAAUGAAUGUAAAGAAGAUGAUAAACCCACCUUUCUGGAAAACAAACAAAACUUGCAAGAAUCUAUGUAUACUCAGUCUGACCAGGAAAAGGAAUUCAGUUCAACCAAACCAGAAGAUGAAGCCAAUCUUGGAGAUAAAGAGGAAGAGAAUAUUAAAGAAAUGGAAAUUCUUAACACAAACAUGGAGGCUGAAGAAAAAGAAAAAUCAGGAGAUGACACGAAUAAGGAGGAAGAUGAAGAUGAAGAAGAAGCAGAGGAGGAGGAGGAAGAGGAGGAGGAGGAGGAGGAAGACAACAAUGACAACAAUGAGGAAGAAGAGUUUGAAUGCUAUCCACCAGGCAUGAAAGUCCAAGUGCGGUAUGGACGAGGGAAAAAUCAAAAAAUGUAUGAAGCUAGUAUUAAAGAUUCUGAUGUCGAAGGUGGAGAAGUCCUUUACUUGGUGCACUACUGUGGAUGGAAUGUGAGAUAUGAUGAAUGGAUAAAAGCAGACAAGAUAGUGAGACCAGCUGAUAAAAAUGUGCCAAAAAUAAAGCAUCGGAAGAAAAUAAAGAAUAAAACUGACAAAGAGAAGGAUGAGAAGUAUUCUCCUAAAAAUUGUAAAUUGCGACGCUUGUCAAAACCACCCUUUCACACGAGCACAUCACCAGAGACUGAGUCCAAACUUGACAGCACUGAAGCCAAAAACUCUGAACAAGCUCCAGUUAAAUCCAUAGAAAUUACUUCUAUCCUUAAUGGGCUACAAGCUUCAGAAAGUUCUGCUGAUGAUAGUGAUCAGGAAGAUGACCAAAGUGCCCAGAAUGUACAUAAUGAUGGCAAGGAGGAAUCUCCAGAUGAGACUGUGAGCCAAGACAAAAAUGAACUCUGUCCAAAAGAAGAGGAGAGCAGCUCAUCUCCCCAAGAAGAGGGAAAAGCCCUUGCAGACGUAGCACCACCUAAAUCAGUAUCCAAAUCACCAGAAAGAUUGCGGAAAGAGCUGGAAGAAUUAGCUGAUGAUACGGACUAUGAAGGAGAGGAUGAAGCUACAAAGAAGAGAAAGGAGGUCAAAAAGGAGGUAGUAGAUAAAACAACAAAGUCACAGGUAAAACGUGGUAAGCGAAGGUAUUGCAUCACCGAGGAAUGUGUAAAGACUGGGUCACCUAAUAGAAAGGAUGAAAAGUCCAAGAGCAAAGACUCCCAUAGCUUAGAACAUAGUAGUAACAGUUCCUCAGAUGAAGAUGAGGAGGACAAAUCUAAACUAAAAAUAACGCCAACUAAGAAAUACAAUGGGAUAGAGGAGAAAAGGAAGUCUUUAAGGACAAGUGGUUUCUACUCAGGGUUUUCUGAAGUGGCAGAAAAAAGAAUAAAGCUUCUAAAUAACUCUGAUGAAAGACUUCAGAAUACCAGAGCUAAGGAUAGAAAAGAUGUAUGGUCCAGUAUUCAGGGACAGUGGCCCAAGAAAACAUUGAAAGAACUUUUUUCAGACUCUGACACAGAGGCUGCAGCCUCACCCCCACAUGCUUCUGAGGAUCCUGCAGUAGAGGAGCAGCUGCAGACUCUUGCAGAAGAGGUUUCUUUGCCCAGCUCUGAACUAGAACAGCCUUUACUAGCCAGCAUAGAUGUUAAACCUGUUGAGGAGAAACCAACGGAAAUGAGUGACAAGAAAGUUGAAUUUCCAAGCAGUGGGAGUAAUUCAGUGCUAAAUACUCCUCCUACAACCCCUGAAUCACCUUCAUCUGUCACUGUAACAGAUUCUAGUAGACAUCAGUCCAGUGUAACAGUCUCAGAGACCUUGGCACCAAAUCAAGAAGAGAUACGAAGCAUCAAGAGUGAAAGUGAUAGCACAAUUGAAGUGGAUAGCGUUGUGGGGGAGCUCCAGGACCUUCAGUCUGAAGGAAAUAUUUCUCCAACAGGCUUUGAUGCCAGCGUCAGCUCUAGCAGUAGUAAUCAACAAGAACCAGAGCAUACUGAAAAAGUCUGUACAGGUCAAAAAAGACUUAAAGAUGCUCAGGGAGGAGGCGGUUCCUCAAAAAAGCAGAAAAGAAGCCACAAAACAUCAGUGGUGAACAACAAAAAGAAGAGCAAAACUACAAACAGCAGUGAUAGUGAAGAACUUUCUGCUGGUGAAAGUAUGACCAAGUCUCAGCCAGCAAAAUCAGUUUCCACUGGAAUGAAGUCUCACCAUACCAAAUCACCUGCAAGAACACAAUCUCCAGGAAAAUGUGGGAAAAACGGAGAGAAGGAAUCUGAUCUCAAGGAACAGAAUAAUCGUUUGCCUAAAGUUUAUAAAUGGAGUUUUCAAAUGUCUGACCUGGAAAAUCUGACAAGUGCAGAGCGCAUAACAAUCCUACAAGAAAAACUGCAAGAAAUCAGGAAACACUACCUGUCCUUAAAAUCUGAGGUAGCUUCCAUUGACCGAAGAAGAAAGCGCUUGAAGAAAAAGGAACGGGAAAGUGCCGCUAUUACAUCAUCUUCUUCUUCCUCACCUUCCUCCAGUUCCAUUACAGCUGCAGUUAUGUUAACUUUAGCAGAACCAUCUAUGUCAAGUUCAUCCCAAAAUGGGAUGUCAGUUGAGUGCAGGUGACAGCAGGACUUGCCAAAGCACUUUGCACUUAAUGGCUGCUGAGGGCCACUUUUUUUUAUACUGCACGGUGGCACAAAAUUCAGACAAGCACUAUUUUGUAUUUAAAAAUUGUUUCUUGACAAGCUAACUUUGCACUUAAGUGCACUUUUAUGAAGAAAAAGUACAACAAACUGCUUUUCCUCAAGCAAUAAUUGUUUCCAACUUGUCUGGGAAUUGUACGUCUAGUGACUCGAAGGCCUUCCACUGUGGCAAAUGGAGAGGCUGUUCACUGCCUGUAGAGACAGUACAGUAAGCAUACAGUUGUUGGAUGGGCCUAAUUGAUGUGUUAAGGCUUACUGUACAUCUAUUCCCUGGUAUUUUGUUAAAGCUGGAACAUUUGAUAUUUUUCCAUUUAUUUAUGACAAAUAUUGAACCUAUUUUCAUUUGUACAAACUAAUUGUUUUUUAACUUUUAAGUCACCUCAUAGUGGCUUUAAUUGUAUAAGUCAAGCACAUGUAUUAAAUUCAAAACCUGCAGUUAGUAGGAUGUUUGACAUCAGUCCUGAUAACCAAAUAUGAAGAUUCUCUUUUAAAAAGACUGACUAAUGUUUACAGGUUUGAAUUAGGCUAAUAGGUUACUGUGGGUUUUAAUAACCCAUUAAUUGGAAUGGAACUACUGUACUUUGCCAUUUUUCUAUGAAUCAGUAUUUUUUUAAUUUUGAUAAAAUACAUUAUGACAAAAGGAAGAAAAUGGCUAUCAAACUGUAUUAAAUCUUAAACAAUGUAUAAAGAUUGUAUUUAGCCAGUUUAAAGUGUAUAUUUAUUCAUAAUGGAUUAUAACAGUUAUAUUUUUGUGUUUUCUUGUAAAUGUUUCUUUUCCCUUAAAGCAACAAAUAUUUCAUUUGUAAUGCUUAUUUUAUUACGAGCUGCAACAGAGAGGACUUCAAGAAGGAGAAAGCUGUGUUAAUAUAGUUUGUGGUUGCUGAUAUGAACACUGCCACAAAAGGAUAGUUGUUUUUAAUAUAAAUAGCUAGCUGAGUGUUAGACAUAAUUUUUUUUAAAUGCCUUGUACAAAAUCCAAAACCAACUCAAAACUGUUUUCACAUGUAUUGAUUUUAUGUUGUAUGAAUCCCAAGCUUCUCUCCUGUUAAUUAUACAUCUUUGUAAGACAUUUGUAUAUUGCGGAAGUGUUCAUUCAAGCUAUUUAAUACCUGGCACUGUUAAUACACAGUACUUUAUUGUACAGAUUGUUUUACUGUUUUAAUUGUAGUUCUGUGUACUUCUUUUGGCUGGGGGAAAAAGGGGCUGGCAUGUUUUUCUUUGUUUUUUGGCAAUACAACAUGUAAUUUCAAAAGGUUUUGUUUGUAGAUGAUAGAGUGUCAGAAUCCUUUACUUUCGACUUUUCUAAGAAAAGCGUUUUCAGUCUUCGUAGUGUGUGCUUACGGUAACUGAUUUUAUUGAAAAUGGUUUCAAAGUAUUCAGAUUUGUACAAGACUGUAAAAAUUUGUUGACAAACAUUGAAGGAAAAGCUUAUAGAAAAAAAGCUAUAAAAUAUAUAUUAGGUUCUGCAGACAAUGGAGAAUUAUGUAAUAUAUUGUACAAAUGUAAGCAAAGGCCUCUGAAAUAAAAUGCCAUAGUUUGUGAA